AUGACGUUCACAAAGGACUGUAACAUCUCCGAAGGCGAACGGUUCGAUGACCCGCUGUUCGCGACGGAGGAAGAAGCCGACAGCUUUGCCCAAGAGUGCAUUGAAGAUCUCGAGAUGUUGGAGCAAAAGUUUGAAGAUGCCGACGAUGCCGAAAUGAUCUCCAUCAGCGGACAAGACUGGAACAAUAGUUUGCUGUCGGCAAAUACUGAUCGUGCUAGCGAGACGACGGAACAUCAUUUCAUUGACCGACAAAACUAUGUCGACCAUGAGACGCAGGGCGACGAUGGCUACUACUACAACGAAGAGUCAGACGACGAUUGGUCGCAUGUUGCCUCGGACGACGGCAUGGAUUUUGAUGACAAAGAAAGAUUUCAGGCUGGGUACUGGUUUCAGGUCGUGAGAGGUGGGAAAUACCAGUACGAAGAUUCAGACGACGAAUGUUCGUAUGGUCGCUCUGACGACGAAUACGAUCCUUUUGAAGAAGAAGGUGAGGAUCAGCAUGAUCUAGAAAACUUGCAGGUACCGGAUCUCCUAAAACGGAAUGAAGCUUCAAGCGUCGCGAGUGCAGUCGACGUUCGUGAAGAUGAGUCCAAGUAUCACCCUUCAAAUAUUUCGGAAGACUUUGAAAGACGUCGAGUGAUGUUAGAAAGAUCUGACCGAUAUGUCGAGCUGAAAGUCAGACCUGGUGGGAAAGCGGCAUAUGCAGCACCCUCUGAAAGCUACAAAGCGAUUAAGGAAAAGGAGAAGAAACUCCGAGAACAGGGCAUCAACCCAUUGACAGGAGAAACAUUUGAAAAGGAGAAAGCAGAUUAUGCGGCCUGUGAGUUUACAUCGGAAGGAUGGCCGAAAAUGGAAGUGACCACUCCUGCGGACGAGAAGAAGUACUGGAACCUCUACAAGAUGCACCGAGCCAAGGAACGUGUGCGCCAGCUCACGGGUGGCAGAUGCUGA
Seminavis robusta is the source of this 951-nucleotide messenger RNA. The record is from the annotation of a GenBank genome assembly. Lineage: Eukaryota; Bacillariophyta; Bacillariophyceae; Naviculales; Naviculaceae.